Messenger RNA from Carassius auratus (goldfish), 533 nucleotides. RefSeq names its product proteasome assembly chaperone 4-like. NCBI's taxonomy places the organism in Eukaryota, Metazoa, Chordata, Actinopteri, Cypriniformes, Cyprinidae. Gene Ontology annotation, biological process: proteasome assembly. The record is from RefSeq and is a predicted model, not a curated record. The coding region runs from base 107 to 457 and encodes 116 amino acids. The transcript is spliced from 3 exons.
UCUCUCAGCGAGCGGAAGUGAGGAACAGAUGCGUGUUUUUGUUUGGGUUUACUCUCAUUAUGAGGUUUUUCUGUGCUCGCUGACCGUCGUGUGAAGUUUUAUCGGGAUGGAGCCCAUCGUGGUCCAUGAUUUCUCGGAGAAGAUCAUGGAGCAGCUCGUUCAUUUCCAUGUGAUGAAGUUUAGCGGCGGGUUUUUCCUCUGGAUCGGAUCUAACAGUCCGCUUCUGUCUAAUCUUGCCCUCGCCCUCGACACUAAAUAUGAUUCAAUGCCUCUGUCCGCUCUUCUUCUGGGUGACACGUCAGACACGACUCCAAGCUCUCUUGCACAGAGACUCACAAAGAAGACGAAGAAGCAGGUAUUUGUAAGUUACAGUUUACCCACGACGGACUCAAAUCUAGCGCUGCUGGUGGAGAACAGAAUCAAAAAGGAGAUGGAGAUUCAUCCUGACAAGUUUUAAACGUGUUGUUUUACCUGAAACUUUUCUGUUUGCUUUUUUUUUUUGUACAUGGUUCAAUAAAUCUAAAGGAAAAGUA